CCCACCUGCACCCAGGAGAUGGCCACAGCGUGCGCACGGCCCAGACCAGCGGCUGGGCUAGGGUGCAACAACGGGUCUGCAGAGGGAGAAGGAACGGGAGCCCUGGGACCGGGGGCCCACUUGGGAGGGUGGGGCCGGGCCUGCUCUCUGCAGAGAUGCGGAGACUACGUCUCAGGCUCAGGUGAGCCCUUCUGGGAGCUCCCUCCCGUGUGGCAGACCCCUCUGCAGCCCUACCCAUCAGGAAAGGAAGGAUACAUCCCCACCGGGGUGCUGCCGUGUGCAUCUGCUCAGGGGCUCUCACCCGCAUGGCACAGAGGCCCCAGGACCCUCUCGCCAGACGUGGUGAUGUGGGAAGUACAGGCAGGCGAGGUGGUGUGUGUAAGGGUCUGGCUAGGAGCUGUGGGGGUCCCAGCUUUCCUGGGGCCGUCACCCAUCCAGAGGGGGCACUUCAGUCCAGCCUCAGAUCUUCCCGUGGUGGCUGGGGCAGGAGCCUCCCCUCUGAAAUCAGGACUUGAGAGGCUCCCCACGUGGAGUAUGCUUUCCGGACAGGGUGGACGUCACUGGCUGACCCCAGGUGCAGGCAGCAUCCUGGUGAGAAACUGCCUCCCCGUCCGUGUGGCCUCCUGGCCUCCUGGAGCCCCCCUCCCUGGGCAGAUCUCAGCUGCCCCAGGUGAGUCCCGGUUUCCUAGGCAGAGUCCACGUGUCUGGAAGCACGUUUCCUCUGGGAGUUUGAAGUCGUUGAAGUGGCCAUCCUUCCCCGAGCUGGGUUUUGCAGGUUCUCUCAGUACACAGAUCAAGAGCAGAGAACAAGGCCCUCCCAGCAGUGUGGGGGCUCCUUGCCUGGCUCUGUGCCCCCACUGCCAGGCACCACACCACUGUGGGGGCUGCUGGGCCUGCCCCCACCCUGAGCCUGAGCACCGGCCAGGAGCCCCUGGGUGCUCCCGGGUGGGUCAAGACCCCGCACACAGACUGGCCACUGCUGUGUGUGUGUGCGUGUGUGUGCGCGUGCGUGCGUGUUGCCCUGCGUCCCUCCAUCCUCCAUGUGGCCCACCUUCUACACUAAGAUUUAAGACGUUGCCUCGUAUUGUACAUUUUGGGGAAAGCCUUGGGUGUAAAUCAGUGUAAACUUGGAGGAGAGAUUUUUCUAUCAUGUAGAGUAGGUAUUUUUUAUAGAUUGAAGGUUGAUCAAUUUUUUAAUACUUCCAAGAGAGAAAACUAUCUGUGUAUACACAUAAAAUAUAUAUAUGUAUGAUAAUAAAUACUGGAACUCUG
Molecule: messenger RNA, 1272 nt
Organism: Callorhinus ursinus (northern fur seal)
Lineage: Eukaryota; Metazoa; Chordata; Mammalia; Carnivora; Otariidae
Source: RefSeq, a predicted model, not a curated record